AGAGCCCCAGAGCAUGCCGCUGCUCGCCCGCUCCCCCAGCACCAACCGUAAAUACCCACCUCUGCCCGUUGAUAAGCUGGAAGAGGAGAUCAACCGCCGGAUGGCAGAUGACAACAAGCUCUUUCGGGAGGAGUUCAACGCUCUCCCAGCGUGUCCCAUACAGGCCACAUGCGAAGCUGCUUCCAAGGAGGAGAACAAGGAGAAGAACAGAUACGUGAACAUUUUGCCCUAUGAUCAUUCCAGGGUUCACCUAACUCCUGUCGAAGGGGUUCCUGACUCCGACUAUAUCAAUGCCUCCUUCAUUAAUGGGUACCAAGAGAAAAACAAGUUCAUUGCUGCACAAGGACCAAAGGAAGAAACGGUGAAUGAUUUUUGGAGGAUGAUUUGGGAGCAAAACACAGCAACAAUUGUCAUGGUGACCAACCUGAAAGAGAGGAAAGAGUGUAAGUGUGCUCAGUACUGGCCAGAUCAAGGCUGCUGGACAUAUGGGAACAUCCGAGUGUCCGUGGAGGAUGUGACUGUCCUGGUGGAUUACACCGUGCGGAAGUUCUGCAUCCAGCAGGUCGGUGAUGUCACGAACAAGAAGCCUCAGCGCCUGGUGACUCAGUUCCACUUCACCAGCUGGCCCGACUUCGGCGUCCCCUUCACCCCCAUUGGGAUGCUGAAGUUCUUGAAGAAGGUGAAGACGUGUAAUCCCCAAUACGCAGGAGCAAUAGUAGUGCACUGCAGCGCCGGGGUAGGACGCACGGGCACUUUUAUCGUCAUCGAUGCCAUGCUGGACAUGAUGCACGCAGAGAGGAAGGUGGACGUUUACGGCUUCGUGAGCCGGAUCCGGGCUCAGCGCUGCCAGAUGGUACAGACAGAUAUGCAGUAUGUGUUUAUAUACCAAGCACUUCUGGAGCACUAUCUCUACGGUGACACAGAGCUGGAGGUGACCUCUUUAGAGAUCCACCUUCAGAAGAUCUACAACAAAGUGCCAGGGACCAGCAGCAAUGGGCUGGAAGAGGAGUUCAAGAAGCUCACUUCAAUCAAAAUUCAGAACGACAAGAUGAGAACGGGCAACUUACCGGCAAACAUGAAGAAGAACAGGGUGCUUCAGAUAAUUCCAUAUGAGUUCAACCGAGUAAUCAUUCCAGUGAAGAGAGGUGAAGAGAACACAGACUACGUAAAUGCUUCCUUCAUUGACGGUUAUCGCCAGAAGGAUUCCUAUAUCGCCAGCCAAGGACCGCUGCAGCACACGAUAGAGGACUUCUGGAGGAUGAUCUGGGAGUGGAAAUCCUGCUCCAUAGUGAUGCUAACGGAGCUGGAGGAGAGAGGCCAGGAGAAGUGUGCCCAGUACUGGCCGUCUGACGGCUCUGUGUCCUAUGGAGACAUCACUGUGGAGCUGAAGAAAGAGGAGGAGUGCGAGAGCUAUACAGUGCGGGACCUGCUGGUAACGAACACCAGGGAAAACAAGAGCCGACAGAUUCGGCAGUUUCAUUUCCACGGCUGGCCAGAAGUUGGGAUCCCUGGGGACGGGAAGGGAAUGAUCAACAUCAUCGCAGCUGUGCAGAAGCAGCAGCAGCAGUCUGGCAACCACCCGAUCACUGUGCACUGCAGUGCCGGAGCAGGAAGAACAGGCACCUUCUGUGCGCUGAGCACUGUCCUGGAAAGGGUGAAGGCAGAAGGGAUUCUCGACGUCUUUCAGACGGUGAAGAGUUUAAGACUACAGAGGCCGCAUAUGGUGCAGACACUGGAACAGUACGAAUUCUGCUACAAGGUGGUGCAGGAAUAUAUCGACGCCUUCUCAGACUACGCCAACUUCAAGUGAAGAAAACAAAAAAAAUCCACACCCCGAAACAAAUGACAGAAGAGUUGCCUUCUUUAAUAUUUUGUAAUAUUCUGUUUGUUAAUAUACCCGCCCCAAAAAUAUGUGUAUAUAUCUUAACUGUUUUAGAGGUUGGUACCAUAAGCUUCAUAUUAGCUGGAGAUUUUAUAUGUAGCAAAGUGUUAGUGCAGAUACUGUUGGCUCCUUUUUUUCCAAUGUUUUAUUGGGGAAUUAAAUAGCGUGAUGUUUGGAUUAAUAUUGUCAUACCAUCUCUCUUCUGGAGAGUUGAUACAGGCUGUUAUUUUGUUUGUAAAUUUUUUUUUUCUUGAGGGAGUAAAGCCUUUUAAAAAAAAAAAAAGGAAGAAAAAGAUAUCCUGGAUCUCAUCUGAAAAAAAAAACACAACACCACAAGCACAAGCUUUUCCGAACCUGCAGGCAAAUGGUUUCACAUUUUUCUGCUGGUCAGCUCUUUAAAAAAAAAAGGGAGAAAAAAAACCA
This is a messenger RNA of Cariama cristata (Red-legged seriema), 2305 nucleotides long. RefSeq names its product protein tyrosine phosphatase, receptor type, A (gene PTPRA). Gene Ontology annotation, molecular function: protein tyrosine phosphatase activity. NCBI's taxonomy places the organism in Eukaryota, Metazoa, Chordata, Aves, Cariamiformes, Cariamidae. The coding region runs from base 14 to 1810 and encodes 598 amino acids. The transcript is spliced from 16 exons. The record is from RefSeq and is a predicted model, not a curated record. Gene Ontology annotation, biological process: protein dephosphorylation.